AAAUAGUGACGUGCCAGCAAGGUAAAUAAACAAGAAGAUGGAAGAAUCAAAUGAACAGAUACCUUGGACAUCCAUAGUUCAGCACUUUUAUUCUCAUCACGUAGAAAUUUCUCUUUUUGAAGAUAUUAGAAGUAUAUUGUACCAACAUAGAUGUAUGUCCAUACAAGGGUGUCGAGGCAGUGGAAAGACGCAUUGUGCAGUUAUUGUCAUGCAUAACUGUGCAAAUGCAGAAAAUAUAGCUUUCAUUACCCAUCCUUCACAAUGGGAAAAGAACCAUGACAAAACUUACAUAAUCCUUGAUAAUGUUGAUCUCUCUGAUCCAAACUGGAUCAAAGUUAUACAGGAUGCAUGCGAUGAACAACAAAAGAAAAGAUUUGUUAUAGUUACUCUGAACUCUACGUCAAGUCAUCCGAUAAAAAAUUUAGACAUGUUCUACUACAAAAUACAGUGGAAUUCAAUGGACCAAGUGAAAUUGAGGACGCGAUACGGAAUUACCCAAAAUCCAUAUGAUGUAAGUAUGGGAUUCCCUUUGUUUUGCUCAAUGCUUCAGAGAUGGAAUGUAGGGUACACGAAGGAGUUUCAAACCCCAGAUUAUUACUUUGAUGAAGUGCUCAAAAAGAUAGUGGAAACUGAUUUUGAAGUAUUCUGUAGGAUAUGCAGUGUUGCUAUGGUUGUAGGGGAAUGUGAUACUCUUGGUUUGGAAAGUCAAGAUAAAAAACGCGCAAUGAAUAAUAUCCUUUGUUUGAGAAAUAUGCGAAAAAUUCCGAAACAUUCUUCAUGUAGCGAUUCAUUUUUUCAAUCAGAGGAAGACAUUAUGAAGCAUUUGAAAUGGAUGUCAUUGUCUUUGGAAAACCAUCUGCGGUUACCAGCUCUGAAAUGGCUCCUUUCUCAUGACCCUGGCUUGCUCUUGGACAAUAUCAGUGUGUCGGCCUUAGUGACAUUUGCAGAACUUGGACAAGGCAGUAAAGCAGAAAGACAACUAGUAAUAGAUGAACAAUAUCACCUUGCGAUCAUACAGAGGAUAGCCUGUGGGUUAUGUGGAAUUGAUAAAGAUAUACUUGAAAAGUCCCCUUUAAUGAAAGAUUCUGAAUUUCUGUCAAAGCUUUUUAUGCAGCUAUACAUAUUAUCUUCUUCAAUUUAUCCAUGUGAAAAAUCCGCUGAAAAAUUUGAGAGGGAAUCUAUGGCAUUUUAUUUUCUUUCAAAAUUGGAUGAUUUUAAAGGGUUUUUCAAAAGUUUUCUCACGUGGAAAAACAAGAAAGAAAUGUUGGAAUUAAAAUCAGCUCUGCGGUUCUAUCUUGAUAGGAAUAUAAGUGAAGAAUUUCCUAAAACAUUCUCAUUUCGACUUAAAGAAUAUGCAGAUUGGUCAAAUAUUGAAGCAGAAUUGUUUGCCGUUGAAAACUGGGAUUUCACUGAUGCAAUCUUCCUCUGCUAUGAUUCACAAGACUUCCCACGUUAUGAUUACCAUGUGUCUUUGAUACGAAAACUACUCGAAAGGGUGGCAGAUAUAGAUAAAUCUUCAAAACAAGGGGACAUUGAUACCAGUGACGACACGUAUUGGUCAUUCCCACUAAUUAUGACACGCGGAAUAAUUUCUAAAAACAAUAUCGACUUGCUCUCACAUAAACGUUUUUACAGUGAGGAAGCCAUCGAAGAAUCAACAUUUGAAAAAAGUCUUGAGGACCAUUUUCCGAUAUGCAUCGUUUGUUUUAUGACUUCAGAAGAAGGCUCCACAUCAUCUGAAAAUGUCGAAAAACUGCGAAGAACUUUGCCUGUUUUAGCGAAACAUCGUGAUGGUAUUUCGCAGGUGGUCUUACUGGUGACUGAUCCUAGAUGUAAGAUAUUAAGUGAAGAAAUAUCUGUUAAAAAUGUACAAUUAGUACAAGUGUCAAAUAAAAAAGAGGAUGUGCGUGAGGCUGUUACGUCACUCCUGGAAGAAAAAUUGCUGAGCUUUAUUGAAAAGAUAGCAAAAACUCGGAAAAACUUAUCCAUAAACAGAUCGCUAUUGAUUCAAAAGAAUGCAAUCUGUAAGAGACUAAAUCGACGUAAGUACACGUCUGGAAAAAGGAAAUCCGAAAUAAAACCGAGUCGAGUCAUCCCUAAAAUGAUGAAGAUGGUCCUGGAUCAGCACAAACAAUCCAUAGUUAGUUACGGCUUUUAUAUGGACAAGUUUCAGAUACAUGUACAUGAAAAAACUUGCGAAAAGGUGAUAGACAAUAUUUGGCAGGAGUUGCAAAUAGUUCGAAAUAGCGGCGAAUUUACCUGGAAGACCGAAUUGAUCUCCACGCCCGGAGAAUGGGAUGUAAAGCCACAUUCAUUUGUUAAGCAAGGUGAUGUAUGUUUAUCAUUCCGUCGUCAGGAAAACGAUACAAGUGGUACAGUCAUGCAAAGGGAACACCAAGGAACAGUUGGAGGUUUUGCUAAGAUGAAGAAAAUGGGAGAAAAAGAUAAUCUUGUUGUAUUUAGCUGCAAUCACGUGUACCAGCCAAAGGAAUACAUGUAUGCUAGAUUUCAAGAAAACCAAUGUGUGCGACAAGUCGGAGUAUGUACUAGAAAUUUUCAUCCAAGAGAUCUUUCUCUCGUUCUAACCAAUCGCAAGCUCUAUGAUAAUUUUGAUCAAGUUUUUAGAAAUCCUAGCGAAGAGAAGGUGUCUGCAAGACUGUAUGAACAUGAGUCAGAUAAACUGAUGUAUGAAAUUGUUCAUAAAAAGGGUGCAAGGACUCGCUGGACGGACGGCAUUAUUAAAGGUAUAGAACAUUGCAAUGAUCAUACAAAUAAUUGCACAUAUACAGUUUUUUUCAUUGAAGGAAUGGAUGGUGACUUUUCAGAAUGUGGGGAUAGUGCUGCGUAUGUCAUAAGAAAUGGGUAUGACACUGAGUUAAACAUGAUAGACAUCAUCGGAGUACUUCUUGGAAAAUAUAUUCCACCUCCAGGGCAAAGAAAGCUGUACGAAAGUGACAAAACAGAGGAAGACGAUAAAUCAAAAUUAAUCGUUUGUGAGGAUCUAAAACCUGUCAUUGACAUAUUAAGUCGAGAAGGUUUUAGCAUUACAUUUUGUGAAAAUAUUGAACCAGAAUGAAAUUAUUUUUAUACCGAUUAAAAACUUACC
This is a messenger RNA of Saccostrea echinata, 3106 nucleotides long. RefSeq lists its product as uncharacterized. NCBI's taxonomy places the organism in Eukaryota, Metazoa, Mollusca, Bivalvia, Ostreida, Ostreidae. Bases 38 to 3076 code for a protein of 1012 amino acids. The transcript has 6 exons. The record is from RefSeq and is a predicted model, not a curated record.